AAAUUGUUUCAGUCGAUUGUCAUUCAUUCAAAAUUUCUAAAUAUGUCACGUUGAUCAAAAUUUCAAUUGCAUCCGAAUUUCUAAAUUCCGGUUCAUUAUUUUCGUCAAGCCAUAGUUUUCGUCCAAAUUAAAUCGUUUUAGAAGAAUACAUCAAAUUCGCAAAAAUGUCGUGUCCAAACGAUCCAGCGAAUGUUAUGGAUAACAUCAAACAUUUGGUCGAUGUUUUAAAAGAGUCCUUUAGCUGUACGCCCGAUUGUCCCGGAAAAUGCGGAGCUCCUCCGGAACCAAAAAAACCAAAAGAACCGGGCGGCAUCAAUAUUAGCGACACGAAGAACAGCAUCAAGGUCCUGUUCCACAAUCAGGAGAACCAGUCGCCCAAGCAUCGAUUGAAGAAAUUUCAAACGGUAGUUUACGAGCUGCCCAAAGGCGAUCGGGAGAAUGGACGGGAAAAGUCGGCGGAGCAGCUCAAAAGCGACAAUCAAAUACCGAACAUAUACCUGAUUAAUUACAAUCAGCAAAUGGAAAAGAGCCAUUUGCUGAAAGACGUCUGGAAGAAGAGCAAAUCGAUGGUUCACAAAGAGAACGAUUAUCUACCGUUCACCACCCACCACCCGAAGAUAUACCGAUUGGAGAACUGCAAAUCCUCUAAGAGCGACAUUUAUUGCGGCGAAAAGAAGGCGGUCGACACCGAAUUGAGGGCUAGCCACUUUAUAAAAUGCACUUGCAAAAAACGAUACGGGCUGCAGGACCUGUGCGACAGGACCGGCUGCCACGGCUCGGCGCAGUGCGCUUGCAAUCCCCCCUGCUGCCAGCCGAGCCACCGCGCCGAAACGGUCGCCGAAAAACCGAAAUCCAAGCCGCGCUACUACAAGAUCAUCGCCAAGAAACCCGCCGACGGCGCCCCGCACGCCAAAUACCUCAAACUGGUGCGCGUGCGCAGCGACAACCGACUGCCCUCCGAACUCAAAGUCCUGCAGCCGCCGAAAUUCGGCCUGCUCGGCGACCAGUUGCAGAGCGCCUUCGCGCAAACGGUGCUGACGUGCUCGCCUCGCUCGAGCAGCAGCAAAGACGACGGCUCGUCCAAAGAGAUCACCAGCAGCGACGGCGAGAGCUUGUUCAUGUACAUGCCCGAUUUAAGAACGCACGAGGCCAAAACCGAGUUCACGCAAACGGAGAAACUGAAAAAUUUCCAAAUAUACCACGACUACCACUUCGCCUCGAAGAAGACGAGUUGCUCGGACCUCUGCAAAUCGGACAGUUCCUCUUCCAAAAACGAUUCGAUUCCUCCCGAUUGUAAGCGCGCCCAACGCGCCCCGACUUCCUCCAGCUCCACCGAAACCGACGAGGCCCUGAGCGUCCCGUACUAUCGAUGCGACAAAAAGUACAAGAAACUCCUCAAGACCUACAAGAUCCGCAUCAAAUCGACGCUGGUCUGCGACAAGGAGAGCGCAACCAGCGACAUACCACCGCUCAAAUGCAAAUCGAUCAAACUGAACGAGAGCCAGGCCAAGAAACUGAAGAAUACCAUCAAGCAAUCCGCGACCGCCAAGCGGAAGAUUCUGGCUCCGUUGAUAUUCGAUUCCAGCAACGACGAGCUCGACACGCAGACCAACAUGCUGUACAAAAAACUGGACGAAACCGUUUGGAUGGAGUCGAUUUCCACCAGUUGCGAUAACAUCAGCGACGCUCGCACUCCGAGAGUCAACAGGGAAACCCAAUCGGACAACGAAAACGCCCAGUUGAUAAAAACCUACACCAUAACGCGCCGGGGCGAUUUGAACUUGGAACGGGAGGUCUCGACGCCGGCGUGCAGCCAGUACGAGUCCAUUUCCAAAAGCGAAGUGACCACCGGGCAGUUCAAAUUGACCGUGGACAGGCCGUUUUACGAAAGCACCGCUACCGGGUUGAUGUAUUGCCCGAAUUGCUCGCUGGUCACCACGUCUAGGCGACACCAAAACGCCUCGAAUAAAGAAGAUGUAACUAGCGAAGACAGCGGUAACGCGGACAACAACAAAGGAGACGAUAGGAUCGUGGAUUUGUUGAUCAAAACGAAUUACAACGGAAAUGAUAAAGCGAAUAACAACGAUGUUAUUAACAUGUUUUUAUCGCAGAAUUUGCAUACUUUAAAGCCUUUAUGUGGGUACAAGUUAGCGGAAAUAUCGAAGGAGCAGCACAAAUGUUCUCUAAAACCGUGCAUUAAACACUCGAACCAACCGUUGUUGCUACCACCGGAAUCCGAAGGAAAUAAAACGCAGAAUCUAGAAGAUGCGAUAAUUCCGGAAAACGAGGAGAAAUCCGAAGACGAAUUCGAAGAAGAAAACGACAGACUCACCGAGGAGAACACCAAGCAAAACGAGUAUUUCGCAAAAGCCGCAGCGGAAGAACAGGUAGACGAAUCGACGGGCGUUCAAACUUCCCAAACGAAUUGCCAAGUGAAUUAUUUCGAGGUGUUGCACGAUGGAAGAAGGAGUUUUUUCGAUGCCAGCGUGAGCACCUCCACCGCUGUCACGGAUCUUACGGUUUUAGAAGAGGACAACAUGGGAAUGGAGGUUUCCGCGAAGAAGAAGAAAGUCCGGUUUGCGAGUUGCCCUAAUCUCAACAAAGACGCGACCUAAUCGAACGCGAUUUUGCGUUGUUUACGGGCUUUUGUAGUCUUAAGACUAAAAAAAUUGCUAGUUUUUUUUUCAGGAAUAUUUAGUAAAUUUUUUGCAUGCGGAUUAUUCCUUAUGGAAAAAGAUAUUACAUUUAUUUAACAAAUUAAAUAAUAGUAAUAUUUAUUGAGCAUUGCAUUGCAAAUGGAGCUUUUUAUUGUAGGUUUUUUAAUGUUAUGUGAAACGUGAAAAUGUGCA
Messenger RNA from Phyllotreta striolata, 2849 nucleotides. Lineage: Eukaryota; Metazoa; Arthropoda; Insecta; Coleoptera; Chrysomelidae. The record is from the annotation of a GenBank genome assembly.